Messenger RNA from Peronospora matthiolae, 165 nucleotides. NCBI's taxonomy places the organism in Eukaryota, Oomycota, Peronosporomycetes, Peronosporales, Peronosporaceae. The record is from the annotation of a GenBank genome assembly.
AUGACACACCACGUGCCUCUGCAGCAACCGGAGCUGCGGGAAGAGUUGAAGUGGCAAAAGACGAAGCAUCGUCUGCCGCAAGAGGCUGUGCAUCUUCAAGAGCAGCUGCGUACACACGCGCAGUUGACUUUUCAGCAGCUUCCGCUGCGCAUCGCGAAGACUUAA